UAGCAGGAUGCUAGCUUCCUUUUCCAUGGCUUCUCCAGCUCCCUUCCGGUGCCUUCAGUGGCACAUCCGCCAGCGCCCGAGUCGCCCUGCCAGGCUUUUGGCGAGGGCAGCGAAGGAUGACAGCAGAUGGCGCCCGCUGUCGCUCUCAGAGAAGCUGCAGCAACCGCUGCAGCUACUGGUAGCCAUAUGGCUGCUGCUGCUUCUACCAGCGGGGUUGGCCAUGUCACCAAGGAAAAUUUGCGGUGGACUGGUUCUAGGCUCUCUUCCUUUCGAGUACCUGGCCUUUUUCUUGGUUGGCACUGUUCCACGAGCUUGGCGAUAUGGGAGUUAUGCACGUCCGGCGAGAAAGGGGAAGCCUGGUACUCGCCCACAGGACUUUCUGUUCCUUCUGUUGGCCCUUUUCCUGGCACAUAUCCUGGCAGUGGUUCUCUUUGUCCAGCAGCACAGGGUCUUGAGUUUUGGCUGGAAACUGCCGCGUUUUGUUGCGAUGGUCUUGACUGGAACGGCGGCAUGGCAUUUGGGCAGGAACUAUGAUCGAGUAGCAGUCUCUUCAGAGCUUGUGACAACCGGCCCGUACCGAUUGGUUCGACAUCCGAUCUAUACAUCCUAUCUCAUUUUAUUCAUAAGCAGCCUGUUGGAUUUGCAAUCUUGGUUGGGAUGCGGCAUUUUAAGCAUCGCUGCAUUGCUAUUUUACUCUCGUCGCAUCACUGCAGAGGAGGAGAUUCUGAAGGAAAGCUUUGGUGAGAAAUGGGAUGCCUUCACAGCCUCGACACGGUUCAAACUAAUCCCCUUUAUCUACUAGUCACUACUAUACUAAUUAGUCCCAUGACACCGGGUGUCAUGGAAUCAGUGACCUGGACUUCACUCUGAUGGAAAGAUUUACACGUCCAACAGCUCCACUUGAUCGACCGAUGACCUCAGGGGUGGCAGACUGCAAGAUGUCCGAGAGCCGAUAGCACCAAAGUCAGCAGUGGUCGCUAGCAACUUCAAGCACUGUUCAACUGCAGUCCCGAAUUCCAAGAGAUUGAAAUGUUCGCUGCCUGCGGCAAUUCAGA
This is a messenger RNA of Cladocopium goreaui, 1055 nucleotides long. The record is from the annotation of a GenBank genome assembly. Lineage: Eukaryota; Dinophyceae; Suessiales; Symbiodiniaceae.